Messenger RNA from Panicum virgatum (switchgrass), 4201 nucleotides. RefSeq names its product pentatricopeptide repeat-containing protein At3g24000, mitochondrial-like. The record is from RefSeq and is a predicted model, not a curated record. Gene Ontology annotation, biological process: RNA modification. Bases 143 to 2914 code for a protein of 923 amino acids. The transcript is spliced from 6 exons. Lineage: Eukaryota; Viridiplantae; Streptophyta; Magnoliopsida; Poales; Poaceae. Gene Ontology annotation, molecular function: zinc ion binding; RNA binding; protein binding.
CCACCCGCUCCUCGCGCGCGCCGUCCACGGCCUCGCCCUCCGCCGCGCGCUCCCUCUCUCCGCCUUCCACCGCAACACCCUCCUCGCCUUCUACUUCCGCCAGCGCACUUCCCCCGACGCGGCCCUCCACCUGUUCGACGAGAUGCCGCACCGGACGUCUUCCUCCUGGUACACCGCCAUCUCCGGAUGCGUGCGCUGCGGCAUGGACUCCACGGCCUUCUCCCUGCUGCGGGGCAUGCGGGAGCGUGACGUGCCCCUCAGCGGCUUCGCGCUCGCGAGCCUCGUCACGGCAUGCGAGUGCCGGGGCUGGGAGGAGGGUGUGGCGUGCGGCGCCGCCAUCCACGCGCUCACACACAGGGCGGGGCUCAUGGGGAACGUCUACAUCGGGACCGCGCUCCUGCACCUCUACGGCUCCCGUGGGCUGGUGUCGGAUGCCCAGCGACUGUUCUGGGAGAUGCCUGAGCGGAAUGUCGUGUCAUGGACAGCGCUAAUGGUGGCAUUGUCGUCGAACGGGUACUUGGAGGAGGCAUUGGCCGCUUAUCGUCGGAUGAGGAGGGAAGGUGUUCCGUGCAAUGCGAAUGCCUUUGCCACGGUGGUCAGCUUGUGUGGGUCACUCGAGGAUGAGGCGGCUGGGCUUCAGGUCGCUGCCCAUGUGGUGCUCUCUGGCCUGCAGGGGCACGUUUCAGUGGCAAACUCGCUUAUCACCAUGUUUGGGAACCUGUGGAUUGUGCAGGAUGCGGAGAGGCUCUUUGAUCGGAUGGAGGAGCGGGACCGGAUAUCUUGGAACGCGAUGAUAUCCAUGUACUCACAUGAAGGGGCCUGCAGCAAAUGUUUUAUACUACUUUCAGAUAUGCGUCGUCAUGGUGGAGUGAGGCCUGAUGUGACGACUCUGUGCAGCUUGUUAUCUGUCUGUGCUUCGUCGGAUCAUGUUUCCCUAGGAAGAGGGAUUCAUUCCCUGUGUCACAGGAGUGGUCUGCAUUCUUCUGUUCUGGUUGGUAAUUCCCUUGUUAAUAUGUACUCUGCUGCCGGGAAGCUGGAUGAGGCUGAGUCUCUGUUCUGGAGCAUGAGCAGGCGUGAUGUAAUGUCGUGGAACACUAUGAUUUCAUCUUACGUGCAGAAUGAUAGCUGUGUUGAAGCACUUCAGGCAUUGGGCCAGUUACUUCGAACUGAUGAAGGUCCACCAAACCACAUGACAUUUUCCAGCGCUUUAGGAGCAUGUUCAAGUCCAGAAGCCUUGAUGGAUGGCAGAACAGUUCAUGCCAUGGUAUUGCAGCACAAUCUUCAGAACAAUCUACUGAUUGGAAAUUCUCUCCUCACAAUGUACAGUAAAUGCAAUUCGAUGGAAGAUGCAGAGAGAGUAUUUCAGUCAAUGCCGUGUUGUGAUGUUGUUAGCUGCAAUGUGCUUAUUGGGGGCUACUCAACACUUGAGGAUGCUACAAAUGCAAUGCGUGUGUUUUUAUGGAUGAGGGGUACUGGGAUAAAGCCAAAUUAUAUCACAAUGAUAAAUAUCCAGGGAUCUUGCAAAUCUCCACAUGAUUUGCGCAGUUAUGGAAUGCCACUGCAUGCAUACAUAACACAGACUGGAUUAUUGUCAAACGAGUACAUUACAAACUCAUUGAUCACGAUGUAUGCAACCUGUGGUGAUUUGGAAUCUAGUUCUGAUAUAUUCUGCAGAAUCAAGAAUAAGAGUGUUAUUUCCUGGAAUGCCAUCAUCGCUGCCAAUGUACGACAUGGCCAUGGAGAGGAAGCUCUAAAGCUUUUCACGGAUUUGCAGCAUGCUGGAAACAAACUUGAUCGUUUUUGUCUAGCUGAAUGUUUGUCGUCCAGUGCAAGCUUGGCAUCAUUAGAGGAAGGCAUGCAGCUACACGGUCUUAGUGUGAAAUGUGGGCUGGAUCAUGAUAGUCAUGUUGUUAAUGCCGCAAUGGAUAUGUAUGGGAAAUGUGGAAAGAUGGAUGAUAUGUUGAAAAUGCUGCCUGAUCCUGCCAGUCGGCCUACUCAAUGUUGGAAUACAUUGAUAUCAAGUUAUGCAAGAUAUGGUUAUUUAAAAGAAGCUGAAGAUACAUUCAAGCACAUGGUCUCGAUAGGGCGAAAGCCAGACUAUGUGACAUUUGUUGCCCUCCUCUCGGCUUGUAGUCAUGCUGGUCUAGUAGACAAGGGCAUCAAUUACUACAACUCUAUGGCUUCUACAUAUGGUGUGCCCCCUGGAAUAAAACAUUGUGUUUGCAUAGUGGAUCUCCUUGGACGUUUAGGGCAAUUUGCAGAGGCAGAGAAAUUUAUUGAAGAAAUGCAAGUCUUGCCAAAUGAUCUAAUAUGGAGUUUGCUUUCCUCUAGUAGAACUUACAAAAAUCUGGAUAUUGGGAGGAAAGCUGCCAAGAAUCUCCUGGAAUUGGAUCCAUUUGAUGACUCUGCGUAUGUUCUUUUGUCAAACUUAUAUGCUACAAACGCAAGAUGGGUAGAUGUUGACAAAUUAAGAAGUCACAUGAAGACCAUCAAGUUACACAAAAGACCUGCCUGCAGCUGGCUCAAGUUGAAGAAUGAGGUGAGCACAUUUGGUAUAGGUGACCGGAGUCAUAUGCAUGCAGAAAAGAUCUAUGCAAAGUUGGACGAAAUCUUGCUAAAGCUCAGGGAAGUGGGCUAUGUGGCUGAUACCACAUCUGCGCUGCAUGAUACGGAUGAAGAGCAAAAAGAGCAGAACCUGUGGAACCACAGCGAGAAGCUUGCAUUGGCAUACGGGCUUCUUGUUGUGCCAGAAGGAUCUACAAUAAGGAUAUUCAAGAAUCUCAGGGUCUGUGCAGACUGCCAUCUGGUAUUUAAGCUGGUUAGCAUGGUUUAUCACAGGGAAAUCGUUCUGAGAGAUCCUUACAGGUUCCACCAAUUCAAAGGUGGAUACUGCUCUUGUUCAGAUUUUUGGUGAGAUAGUCAUACACCAAUUCAGAUUUUUGGUUGUACAUGUCAACACAGGAUUCUCUCUCCCUCCCUCUGACACACAUAUAUGAAAACUGAUGGAGCUGACUGUCAAACUCACACCCUCCCUUUGUAUUUAAAGAAGCGAUUAUCCAGGACAAAUCUCAUAAUGUUAUCAAGCUCCCGCCGUCGAUCGAUGGAUCCUACAUCCUACAUCCAACCCACGUCAUUCUGGAACUGGAACCCGUGUUCAGCAGAGUGUUCUCUAUUCAGAUAGGCCAAGGUGGUCUCGUCACAGAAGACCAGCACUGCAACCUGAGCCUGUAGGAUAUGAAAUUGGAACUGUUGGUCCACAGACUCUUUGCUGUUCGGUCCGCCCACCCCGCCCCAAGUGGUUGGGAGGAGUUCGAGGACAAGCUAGAUUUGAGGAGCAUGCCGGUAAUGUGAACAGUAGUGAGGUUGGUUCAACAGUUACUGUUCCAUCAGAAUAUGAGGCAUUAUCCGCAAGGGACUCAUCUUUUAUACCUGAAUCAACCGAAGAGAAGCCCCCAAAAGAUUCCGAUGCCGAGUACAUACAACUGUAGUGCUUUUAAUGAAGGAGGAGUCGUUGUGUUUGCUUAGGGAAUACUUUCUUAAGAAUCCUCCGACCGGCCUCAGAGAGGCUUUUGAUCAAAUUAUAGCUGCUGAACAUGCUGCUCAGGGUAGAGAGCCACCACUACCAAGAAAACAAUUCCCAGUUGAUCAGGAAACCAAAUCUUUUCAGGCAGAAGAACAUGAUUUUGCUACCGGUGCGGCGGUGCUCCAUCUGAGUGUGUAACAUUAAGACAACCAAGUUAUAGUUUUUAACCUAUUGGUCUCUUUUCUUUUCUCAUUGUAUUCUGGUUACUUUCUAGUGCUCAUAGUUAAUUUUCCCUAAGCAUUUCCAUUUUUUUAUCGAGUUGUCAUGUACAUGGGUUGUAGGGCAUGUGGUCUAAAUUUGGUCUGCCCUACUUCGACACUGAUGGUGCAAGGUUAGGACCCCAUGUUCUGCGGAUGUUGUAAACUAUCCAAUUACCACUCUUAUGCUACACACAUUGAUAUAUUCUACCCUAUUUGUUUUACUUGGCAAAAAGUUAGGGUUGUUGGUAACAUUUGUGCAGCAUAUGUAUCAUUUGCCCAUACACCAUAGCAUUAUUCCCAAUAGUGGCUUUUCUGGUGAUGGUAAAGUGGAUUGGGGACGUGGCAAUGGCAAGUGAAAAUUUUCUAAAGAAUUGUGUAUGCACCAACAUUUGAACAUAUAUAGGUUGAUUCAAUGCAA